AUGUCAGUAAGAGGCCGAAUCCAGUGUGCAGGACAGUGUAUGCAUAAUCCAACAUGUAAAACAGCAACAUUUGAUCAAAUAAAUAGUCUCUGUACUCUAUUUGAUGACUUUGAAAAUAUUGGACAACUUAUACAAGACAAUGGAAUAGUUACAUUUGUACGUAAAGUUAAUCCAUUUUCCAUCGGUUGGAACUCAACAGGAAUCACUGUAGCGGGAGUAACAGGUGUUGCAGGUAUCGCAGCGAAUCAAUUCAAUCAUCCGUAUUGUGUAGUAUUAGAUUCGUCGAAUACACUUUAUGUUAGCGAUCAAGUAAACCAACGAGUGCAGAAAUGGUUGUCAAAUGCAUCAUCCGCCACAACAGUGGCAGGACAAUCGAAUGCAAUGGCUGGUUCGGCUAUGGAUUACUUAAACUAUGCGAGUGACCUGAUAAUUGACUCGAAUGGCAAUCUGUACAUUGUAGAUGCGGGAAACAAUCGAGUGGUAGUUUGGAAUAAUGGAUCAUCGUCAGGACUGAUACUAGCUGGUACUGGUAUACCCGUCAACACUGCCAGUCAACUUUCAGGCCCAAUAAGUAUUGAACGUGAUUCAAGUUCAGGCACGCUUUACAUAUCUGAUACUAAUAAUCAUCGUGUCGUGGAGUACAUAGUAAAUGCAUCAUUCGGAACUGUCGUUGCGGGCGGAAAUGGAGGCGGAACGGGCAUCACACAGUUAUAUAAUCCACGAGGUCUGUACUUUGAUUUAUCGACAAACAGUCUUCUCAUUGCAAAUAAUCAUGCUCACAAUAUUGUUCGAUGGGUCUUAGGUGCCAGCAGCUGGACACUGAUCAUCGGCAGCGCUAGUGGUACAGCAGGCAUCACUUCAACAAUGUUGAAUUAUCCUACACAUAUAGUACUAGAUUCACUGGGUAACAUGUAUGUCUCUGAUGAAGGUAAUCAUCGUAUACAAUUUUUCUUGACCGGCCAGUCGAAUGGCACAACCAUUGCCGGGAUGACAGGCACACCAGGAAAUACUUCGCAAUUACUCUAUACACCUUCAUCGGUGGCAGUCGACAGUCAAUUCAACAUAUAUGUUACUGACUACAACAAUCACCGUGUACAAAAAUUUUUACAUUAUUAA
This is a messenger RNA of Adineta steineri, 1116 nucleotides long. Lineage: Eukaryota; Metazoa; Rotifera; Eurotatoria; Adinetida; Adinetidae. The record is from the annotation of a GenBank genome assembly.